Molecule: messenger RNA, 1992 nt
Organism: Pangasianodon hypophthalmus (striped catfish)
Lineage: Eukaryota; Metazoa; Chordata; Actinopteri; Siluriformes; Pangasiidae
Gene: naprt
Product: nicotinate phosphoribosyltransferase
Exons: 13
Coding region: 188-1795 (535 amino acids)
Biological process (GO): NAD+ biosynthetic process
Molecular function (GO): nicotinate phosphoribosyltransferase activity
Source: RefSeq, a predicted model, not a curated record
AAAGGGAAACGCUUUCCCGCAUUGACCGUUGCUGUAGGAAUGCAGUUACGACACGUUAUGCGUAAAUGCAGAAUGCGCUGCUUACGCGUAGCGCACAGCGUUCCCUUGCUCGCGUGGAGUACGCUUCCGGCCGUAGGCGUGCAAUAAGUUACUGCCCUGAAGUCAGUGAGGACUUCGUCAGGCGAACAUGGCGACAGAGCCCUCUGUGUGCCAGAGAGUGCCGCCACUGCUCACGGAUUUGUACCAGUUCACUAUGGCAUAUGCCUACUGGCGAGCGGGCAGGCACAAUGAACACGCCGUGUUCGAGCUCUUUUUCCGGGACAAUCCAUUCGACGGCGGGUUCUCACUUUUUGCAGGACUGAGCGACUGUUUGAAGUUUCUGCGCGACUUUCGUUUCACAGAUGAAGAUGUGGAGUACUUGCGCACCGUGCUACCCUCAGACACACACCCUGAAUUCUUCACCUACCUAAAAGGGUUAGACUCCUCCACUGUGUCUGUCAGUGCAGUAGCUGAGGGCACUGUCGUUUUUGCCAGGAUACCUCUUUUGGAGGUGUCUGGCCCACUAGCUGUCGUUCAGCUGCUGGAAACCAGCCUUCUCUGUCUGGUCAACUAUGCCAGCCUGGUGUGCACAAAUGCUGCACGGUUUCGUCUAGCUGCAGGCCCCAGGCGGCGACUUAUAGAAAUGGGUCUGAGGAGAGCUCAGGGCCCAGAUGGAGGCCUGACUGCUUCUCGCUACACGUAUAUUGGAGGUUUUGACUUAACAACUAAUGCUCUGGCUGGGCGUCUCUUUGGAAUUCCAGUGGCAGGCACCAUUGCACAUUCUUACGUCACAUCCUUCUCCUCUCUUGAGGAGGUGUGUCCACAGACUCUGGUGCCCUUGAGAGGUGGUGACCCCGUUGAGCUUGUCCCUCUGGUAAAAGACUGGUUAGGACAUGUAUGUCAGUUACUAGGAGCUAAGCCAGAGCUGGUGCGUGAGGGAGAGCUUGCUGCUUUCCUGUCCUAUGCCAUCGCUUAUCCUUGUAACUUUCUCCCUGUGAUUGACAGCUACAGUGUCAGCAGUAGUGGCUUGCCCUGUUUCUGUGCUGUUGCCCUGGCGCUUUGUGAGCUGCAAUAUCAGCCUCUGGGUGUAAGGCUGGAUAGUGGAGAUCUCUGUAGGCAAUCUCUGGAAGUGUGUAAUGUUUUCAGACAGUGCAGCAAGCAAUUCUCAGUUCCUGCAUUUGAGUCACUCAUCAUUGUUGGUACGAACACUAUGUCUGAAAAAAGUCUUUCUGAACUCAACAAGAGAGAUAAUAAGAUUGAUGUAGUGGGAGUUGGAACUCAUCUUGUUACAUGCACAAGUCAACCCUCACUUGGUUGUGUAUAUAAGCUGGUAGAGGUUGGAGGUCGGCCUAGGAUGAAGCUGAGUGAGGACCCAGAGAAAAGUACACUGCCAGGCAGAAAGGCAGUAUACAGACUGCUGGACACUGAUGGUCAUCCUCAAAUGGAUCUCAUAUGCCUAUCAGAGGAGCCUGCCCCAAAGGUGGGAGAGCCCUUUAAUUGUCACCCUUUAGGGCUAGAUAAGGCUGUCCAAUCAAUCACACCUGCCCAGGUGACAAACCUACAAUUAGAUGUCUUCUCCCAUGGAGAGAUUAUGCUUCCCCUGUGCAGUGCAUAUGAGAGUCGAGUACAUGCACAGACCUCCAUUCAGGCCUUGUACCCCCAUCACAAAAAACUGGAGGAGCCAGUGUCUUACACAGUGGCUGUGUCAGAGAGAAUUUAUUCUCUUAUAUCUGACAUCAGAAGAGGAAUCAGCUAACACAGCAAUUUCCUGUUCCCAGCUGAGCCACCAAGCUUCAUCUUUGGCAGAGACUGUUUUGUAUUACACAUUUUUGCACAGUUGUACUCUACUACUAUCAUGAUUCUGUGCUUAUGUAUGUUUUAUGAAUAUGUUGACUAUCCUUAUAUUCUACUAAGGAUACCAUUAUGCUAGUAAUAAAAAAAAUCUGACCUCUC